AUGUAUUUGCACCAUUUCGGAACAGAUGGGUCCCUUUUACGGUCUGGAGGAAAGACCAAAGGAGUACUAUCCUGGAGAGCGUAUUGGUGGAAUGAGACUUGGAGAUAUCCUCGGGCCUGCGUACCCUAUCCCUUUAUGAUCCUUGUUGGCUCUGUGACUCUUUCUAAAAAUGCUGGCCUAUAUCAUGUUCAUUGUUUUAAUUGUACCCUGACUAAUUGUAUAAGAGGUAUGGAAAAUAAUUCUGGGGCUCUGAUAGUUAAACAACCGCCCUUCGUCAUGAUGCCUGUAAAUCUUACUGAGCCCUGGUAUGAAGAGUCAGGGCUUGAGCUGUGGAAUAAAGUGCGUACAGCCCUUGCUAGGCCACGAAGGGGGAUAGGAUUAAUAAUUCUAGGAGUAGUAACGCUUAUAACUUUAAUUGCUUCUGCUGUUACUGCUUCUGUAUCCUUAGCUCAAUCUGUACAUACUGCUAAUAUUGUAGAUGAUUUAGCAAAGAACACUUCAAAAGCUUUAGGAAUUCAGGAAGAUAUAGAUAGAAAACUAGAAGAUAGGCUAAAUGCCCUCUAUGCUACCGUGAGAUUUUUGGGAGAAGAAAUAUUAGGCUUGAAAUUGAGGGCAAAAAUCAGGUGUCAUGCUAAUUAUCAUUGGAUUCGUGUAACUCCAAAAAUUUAUAAUAAUACUGAGACCCCUUGGAAUAAGAUAAAAUUACAUUUAGAUGGUAUUUGGCAUAAUGAAAACAUUUCCUUAGAUCUAUUACAACUUCAUCAGAAAAUUCUUGAUAUAGAAAAUGCUCCUCGGGCUAGUAUGGAUUUGGCAGAAAAUGCUGAAGAGUUUGUUAACAGUUUGUUUUCCAAUUUUCCCUCAAUAACCUCACUUUGGCAUCUUUUUUCAGGGGCCAUGGCCAUGCUUCUGGUAUUAGCGCUUUUUGUGUGCAUUACUCCUUGUAUCAUAAAGAAAUUUGUCAAAGAGUUGUGGGACAUCAAGGCUGUCCUACACAGUAAUUAUUUACGCCAAAAGAAUCAGGCGUGCCAUUUUAUUAAAUAAAAGAGGGGGAGCUGCGGGGAGCGGCUUGAAAAAGCUGACU
Molecule: messenger RNA, 1081 nt
Organism: Dama dama (fallow deer)
Lineage: Eukaryota; Metazoa; Chordata; Mammalia; Artiodactyla; Cervidae
Product: endogenous retrovirus group K member 113 Env polyprotein-like
Exons: 2
Coding region: 1-1041 (346 amino acids)
Molecular function (GO): structural molecule activity
Source: RefSeq, a predicted model, not a curated record